Topomyia yanbarensis is the source of this 4053-nucleotide messenger RNA. RefSeq lists its product as uncharacterized. The transcript has 2 exons. The record is from RefSeq and is a predicted model, not a curated record. Bases 1 to 4053 code for a protein of 1350 amino acids. Lineage: Eukaryota; Metazoa; Arthropoda; Insecta; Diptera; Culicidae.
AUGAUACGCACUCCACCAAGCCAACUGAAUCCAAAUAUCCAAGACGGGGAAAAAGGUGCAGACAAUCAGGACAAAGUACCAGAAAAUGAAUCUGUUGUCUCUGACGUAUCGAAAAGAGGCACAUCGCGAAGCAGCAUAACUGACAGCCAAAUCAAGCUCUUAGAUCUUGAGGAGGAAAAUGAGGAGGCGGAACUGCGUGCUUCUAUUGAACAAGACAGGAUUGUAGCCGAACAGAAACUAGCCGAAUUGCAGAUUCAGCAUGACCUGGCACUGAAGACGGAACAAAGGAAAGCUGCGUUUCUGAAGCGACAACGUGAGCGAAAUUUGAGAAAGGUUGAGCUGCUGUCUAGAUCGAGUACCUCGAGCAGAUCGAGUGCGUACACUAAUGCGUCUAAGCGUGUUGAGGAGUGGGUUGCUGAGGCAGAAAAGGUAAGGCCACACAACGAAUAUGAAGAAUCAUCCCACCGGAUGAAUCAUGCAUUUUCACGAGAAACCGUAGUACGGAAUACGUCGACACCUGGCGUAAGAAACGCGACAGCACCCGAGCCUGGGGUGAACGAAAUCUUGUCUCAGGCCUUUAAAGCGUUGCAGAGUCGAAACAUGAAAGACCUGCCCUCGUUUUCGGGUGACGUAAUGGAAUGGACGAUUUUCGAAAGCGAAUUUAAAACGUCAACUAAGGAAUAUAAACUAACUGAUCGCGAUAACCUGAGACGGUUGAACAAAGCGUUGCAAGGUAAAGCGCGCAAGACUGUGGAAUCACUGCUUGCAUCCCCUGAGAAUGUGCAGCAGAUUAUACGAAUGUUGCAGUCAAACUUCGGACGCACCGAAUGGGUGGUGGCAAAUAGACUAGAAGCGCUAAGAAACCUGGAGAUCGUAAAAGAAGGUAACAUCGAAUCUUUCCGUGCCUUUUAUAAUGCGGUAAUUGGUACCAAGGUUGCGAUGACCAACGCGAAGGCGGAUAACUACCUGAUGAAUCCCGAACUCAUCUCUCACCUGGCUGAUAAACUGCCUGCUUUCAGCAAACAGAUGUGGAUUCGGCAUAAGGCCGCUUUGAUGAAAGAAGGCGUUAUUAUCGAGUUUAACACUUUCUCGCGUUGGUUGGAGGAUGAAAUGGACAACCAACUUGCUAGUCUCAAUCCUGUAUUUAGCGCCAAGAAGGCCAACUACCAGCUCAAGCCGAAACCGAUGGUUCUGAAUGUCAACUGUCGCGACGAUGAAGGAACAAAGAUUUGUCCUUUGUGCUCGGCAAAUUCUCACGUUGGUCUAGACAAGUGUGAACAGUUCCAUAAGCUGUCUGUUGCUCAACGUCGGUCUGCUGCUAAUUCCUGCAAAGUCUGUUACAUCUGCCUCAAGUCAGAUCACUCCAGAAGAAACUGCAAGUCCGAGAAAAAAUGUUCAAUCUGCAAGAAGAAUCAUCACGAGUUAGUCCACUCCGACGAUUCUGCGAGGAACUCGAAGUACACCCGUACGAACACGUGUAACAGUCAGCAGAAUGUAUGCAAUGUCCAUGGCAAAAAUAUGAAUACACUGCUCCGAGUAGGAAAGGUGAGGAUCCAAGGUCCGAGAGGUACAGCAGAAUUAUUUGCACUUUUCGAUGAAGGUUCGUCUCUGUCGAUGAUGGAUGCUGCAGUUGCGGAGAAUAUUGGAUUGCGAGGACCGAUCGCUCCUGUGUCCUAUCGUUGGACUAAUGGUAUUUUGCACAAGGAAGAACAGUCGAUGAUGCUGUCGUUUCGCAUUUCCGGACCAUCGGAGCAAGCGAAAUGGUAUAACGUUAGCAAUAUCCAAACUGUGCAGAAUAUCGCUCUACCUCCGGUGAAAUUCGACGUUGCGAAUAUCAAGCGAUUGUAUCCUAUGUUAGACGAUGAUAAAUUAGUUGCGAUCCAGGAUGCCUGUCCCUGUAUACUGAUUGGCUCGAAUAAUGCGGGCCUGAUUGUACCUCUGAAGACGGUGCAAUAUUCGCUUCAAGGCUUGCAAUUGACUCGUUGUCACCUGGGAUGGACGAUCCAUGGAGUAAUAGAUCCGACCAUUGCUGGAUCGAAUAAACAUCAUGCAUUCCUGUGCUCAGAAAAUGAUGACAUUGAACUUACUGAUCUGGUGAAGAAAAUGUACAAAGUUGAAAAUUUUGGGAUUUCUGGUCAGAUGGCGAAAAUAGCCGAUGAAGAUCAGCGUGCACUAGAUAUCAUGAACCGCACGAUCAAACGGCGUGGGGAACGAUUCGAGGUAGGCCAGAUUUACAAAUACAACAACUUUGACUUCCCGGAUAGCAAACCACAAGCGCUACGUCGGCUCCAGAUUAUCGAAAAGAAAAUGGACUCAAACCCCGAAUUCGCUGAGCGAUACUGCAACAAAAUUCAAGACUACGUUGAUAAGGGGUACGCUAGGAAAUUGGAACCUGAAGAAAUAGCUGAAACAUCGAACACCUGGUACCUGCCACACUUCAGUGUGGUGAGCUCCGAGAAGUUCCGUUUGGUCAUGGAUGCCAAAGCAAAGUCACAUGGGUUUUCUCUGAACGAUCUGUUACUGAAGGGUCCCGAUUUAGUUCCACCACUGAUUGCGAUUCUGAUCCGCGCCAGAAUGAAAAGGAUUGCUUUUGUCGCGGAUAUCAAGGAAAUGUUUCACCAAGUACUCAUCCGUAGAGAAGAUCAAGACUCCCAACGUUUCCUGUGGCGUGGUAUGAACCGUAUGGACCCUCCCAGCGUGUACGUUAUGAUGGUGAUGAUAUUUGGCGAUGUUUCGUCUCCAUCGAUGGCGCUAUUCAUUAAGAACUUCAACGCGAAAGAGCUUGAAGAAAAGUACCCUGGUGUUGAACGAGCUGUCGUCAAACAACAUUAUGUGGACGAUUAUUUUGAUUGUGCUGACACGGAGGAAGCGGCAAUCGAAAUGGUUCAGCGUGUGAUAAAGGUACACGAACAAGGUGGAUUCAAGCUGCUAAAGUUCUCGUCGAACUCCAGAGCUGUGUUGGAUUCACUCGAUCCUGAAAUAGUAGCGGAACAGAAACAGGAUGGUAUUCGUGUCCUCGGAAUCAAGUGGGACCUGCAGUCCGAUGAAUUUGUAUUUCCAUUGAAUUUUCCAAAACUGGAUGCGUUGUAUCGGACCGGGAAAGCGGUGCCUACGAAGCGGCAACUGUUGAAAUUUAUGAUGGGCAUCUUUGACCCGCUAAGUUUACUCAGUCCUGUUACGAUUCAACUGAAGUUCAUCUUUCAAGAACUGUGGCGGCUGCAGUCCGGAUGGGAUGAUGAAAUUCCGGACGGUCUUGUUCCCAGAUGGAUGGAGUGGUUAAAUGAAACUGCAAAACUAGGAGAAAUACGACUGCCAAGAUACUACUAUCCAACGGUACCGUCAUUCGAUAAUGUGGAAUUACACGCUUUCUGUGACGCGAGUGAUAAGGCCUUCGCUUGUGUGAUCUACAUGGUUCAUCGUCGAGAGGGUAAGUCACACGUUGCUUUGGUUUAUGCAAAAUCAAGGGUAGCGCCCCUGAAGGCACAAACCGUGCCGCGAUUGGAACUGCAAGGAUGCGUUCUGGCCAGCCAAAUGAUCCAUGUACUGCAGUCAGAGCUGACGAUAGAAGUCAAGAAGAUUUUCUUCUGGAGUGACUCGAAGAUCUGUUUGAGUUGGCUGAAGACAAAUCAAAAACUGACGGCAUACGUUGGUGCUCGCGUUAUGCAAAUCAAAGAGAAUGGUCACGGCGUAGAGUUGUGGCAUUGGCUUCCGUCGCAGCUGAACGUGGCCGAUUUGGCUACGAAGUGGUCUAAGUUUGGCAGCAUGCUAGAAUGGGUUCGUGGUCCAGACUUCAUUUAUCGUGAUAGUGUCAACUGGCCGAAUUACGAACCGUUGGAGAUGUCUUCUGCAGAGCUUGUGAGUUUCCACUCGGAACUGGAUUGCACGGAGCAGUCCCUGAUGGCCUGGAGAACUACUACCACUACUACGAUGGCUGGCGCUGCUUUUGCUGCUGCUGCUAGUGCCAGUGGAAACGCGCGCGUGCUCAUCUGCCAAGCCGAAUGGUGUGUAGUUGUGCACGACGCGGAAGAAGAAGAUCUGCGCGCUGCUCCGUAA